This is a messenger RNA of Nanorana parkeri, 2037 nucleotides long. RefSeq names its product nuclear receptor subfamily 2 group F member 1 (gene NR2F1). NCBI's taxonomy places the organism in Eukaryota, Metazoa, Chordata, Amphibia, Anura, Dicroglossidae. Bases 139 to 1368 code for a protein of 409 amino acids. The transcript is spliced from 3 exons. Gene Ontology annotation, biological process: negative regulation of transcription by RNA polymerase II; cell differentiation; positive regulation of transcription by RNA polymerase II. The record is from RefSeq and is a predicted model, not a curated record. Gene Ontology annotation, molecular function: nuclear receptor activity; zinc ion binding; RNA polymerase II cis-regulatory region sequence-specific DNA binding.
GGGGGAUAUCCCUGCAAAGGCAAUCCAAGGAAACGGCUCCCAUCAGCGGCAACCACGGCAGAGACGGCCAGCUUCCUCUUCUCCUCCAAGAUCAAGCCCCCCCACGCCUCGCUCUCCAGCACUUUUUGGGCCCGAGAUAUGGCAAUGGUAGUUAGCAGCUGGAGAGAUCCGCAGGAGGACGUGGCCGGGGGGAACCCGGGAGGCCCCAAUCCGGCCAGGGAUCAGCAGCAGGCGCCCUCCGCCGCCCCCCACACGCCGCAGACCCCCAGCCAGCCGGGACCCCCUUCCACGCCCGGCGCGGCCGGGGACAAGGGACAGCCGGGCUCGGGCCAGAGCCAGCAGCACAUCGAGUGCGUGGUGUGCGGGGACAAGUCCAGCGGCAAGCACUACGGCCAGUUCACCUGCGAGGGCUGCAAAAGUUUCUUCAAGAGGAGCGUCCGCAGGAACUUAACCUACACAUGCCGUGCCAAUAGGAACUGUCCCAUAGACCAGCACCAUCGGAACCAGUGCCAGUACUGCCGCCUCAAGAAGUGCCUCAAAGUGGGCAUGAGGAGGGAAGCGGUUCAGCGAGGAAGAAUGCCUCCAACCCAACCGAACCCAGGCCAGUAUGCUCUGACGAAUGGUGACCCCCUGAACGGCCAUUGCUAUCUGUCGGGAUACAUCUCUCUCCUUCUGCGGGCUGAGCCCUACCCCACCUCCCGCUAUGGCAGCCAAUGCAUGCAACCUAACAACAUCAUGGGCAUUGAGAACAUCUGCGAGCUGGCGGCCCGGUUACUGUUCAGUGCUGUGGAAUGGGCCAGGAACAUCCCUUUUUUCCCAGACCUUCAGAUCACCGACCAGGUGUCUCUUCUCCGGCUGACUUGGAGUGAGCUGUUUGUGCUGAAUGCAGCCCAGUGCUCCAUGCCCCUCCAUGUGGCCCCUCUCCUGGCCGCCGCUGGCCUCCAUGCCUCCCCAAUGUCGGCCGACAGAGUGGUGGCCUUUAUGGACCACAUCCGUAUCUUUCAGGAGCAGGUGGAGAAGCUCAAGGCCUUGCACGUAGACUCUGCCGAAUACAGCUGCCUCAAAGCCAUCGUCCUGUUCACAUCAGACGCCUGUGGCCUUUCAGAUGCUGCUCACAUUGAGAGUCUACAGGAAAAGUCCCAAUGCGCCCUGGAGGAGUAUGUCAGGAGCCAGUACCCCAACCAACCGAGCAGGUUCGGCAAACUUCUUCUGAGGCUGCCUUCCCUGCGUACUGUAUCUUCCUCAGUCAUUGAACAGCUCUUCUUCGUCCGCUUGGUAGGUAAAACCCCUAUAGAGACCCUCAUCAGAGAUAUGUUAUUAUCUGGAAGUAGCUUCAACUGGCCUUAUAUGUCAAUCCAGUGUUCCUAGAGAACAGCCAGAAAGACAAUCACUGCGACAGAACUCUGUACGACUCUGUACGAACAACCAUGGUGUGGACGCAGACAGAAUACAUACAAAACUCCUUAGGAUGUCAACAAUAAUGAACUCCGUGUGUUUGGGGAAAUGAAAACAAACACACACAAAAAAAAGGACCAAGGGGAUCUAUGAUUAAAAUAUGCAGACAAGAACCCUAAUGGAUGCGCUGUGGACUGAGAUGGAUUUAUUCUGUACAGGCGACAAAAAGCAGACUUGUGAUAAAUCCUGUGUGUAGCUACACAUGCACAUAAGCACCAUGAACAUUUGUUGUUGAUUUUGUAAUAUACUAGUCUUUACUUUCAUUUCUUUUUUUUUUUUUUUUAAUUGAAAACAUUGUAUGCGCAUAAAGAAAGCAAGACAUAAGAAUUAGGGGGAAAAAAUAACAGUUCCAAAUAAUUAUAAAAAAAAACCCACAAAAAACUCGUCCUGUGUCUAUGUAUCUAUAUCUGUUUUGUAUUUUUUUCUGGUUCCAAACCAGGAUUCCUGUAAUUCUCUACUAAUAAUUUUUUGAUAUAACCCUUUGCUUCUUAUAAUGAGUGCGAUAUAUGUUGUCCAAGCUUAUGUUCUUCAAGAAUUAAAAUUGAAGUGAGAAUUUAAACAAAAUAAAAGACUUUAGCAAAA